AUGCACUGCUGUGGCUCUCUAUAUGAGGGAUGCUCCAGUGGUGAGCGGUCAGUCAGCAUUUCCAUGGCGUCGUUCCAGCAUGCAUCGUCCCGCGUCAGCACCAGCACUGUCAGGUCCUUCAGCGGAGCCGAACAUCCCAGAAUACACAACCUGGAGACGGACAUCAGCGCCAUCAGCAGCUGCGGACAGGACCAGACCUGGGCGGACUCAUUCACUGAUUACCAAGUUUACCAGGGUGAUCGCGAAUCUUUUGGAGGUUACCAUGAAGACCAGAAGUACAUCCCAGGAAGAAACCAGGUAGACUGGAGCCUCGGAGACCACAUAAAGACUGGCUCUGAAGUGGGCGUGGUCAGAGCGGUGGGGGAAAACUACUUCCUGUCAGCAGACGUCAGCGGAUUCGAGCCUCAUGAAGUGGUUGUGUUGGCGUAUAAUCAGUGUGUGGUUAUUCACGCAGAGAAGAGCGGAUCAGAUGUUGGCGUUUCUGGCAGGUUUACCCAUAAGUCUGUGCUUCCAGCAGACAUGGACCCGCUGUCGGUGAGCAGUUCACUGACCGCUGACCGGAUGCUGAUCAUCAGUGUCAGACGAAUCCCAAAAACAUCAGGCUUUGACCUCCUGUGAAAAUAUACAAAUGUGUGUGAAUGAAUGAAUGACGUG
This is a messenger RNA of Danio aesculapii, 654 nucleotides long. It is a transcript of the gene hspb12, whose product is annotated as heat shock protein, alpha-crystallin-related, b12. The coding region runs from base 1 to 618 and encodes 205 amino acids. The record is from RefSeq and is a predicted model, not a curated record. Lineage: Eukaryota; Metazoa; Chordata; Actinopteri; Cypriniformes; Danionidae. The transcript has 4 exons.